UAUAAAACUGUUCCGCCUUGUUUUCGAUUCUGAAAGCGCCCAAGACAUCGCUUCAUGUCACCACCGACGUACACGUCUCUCCAUUCAACACGAGACAGUUCUCCAGGUCGGAUCGUGGAACAACUGGCAGUGGACAGUCCCAGAAACAGAGGAGCUUAAGAUGAAGACUACUGCUAUCCUUUUCUCUGUACUCAUCUGUCAUUUUGUACAUGACGACGACGACGAUGACGAAAGUGAUACAAAUGUGGAAGAGGAAGACACAGGAGCAGAGCAAGAAAUAGAAGCACAUCUGGAAGAAUCAGAAACAGAAGGAACUUCGUCAUCGAGCUCAGAGUUGCCGGAGAUAGAAGGCUUAGAAGGAGUACUAUGGAGAUUGAAAAACAAUGUCCCGAAUCAUCAAAGUCAGAUACCGCAUUUUACCAGCGUAGAGGUAUACCAGUUCCCGGAUCUGAAGUCGAUAUCGGAACCUCAGACACCCGAACCUGAGUCUGAGGUUCUUACAAUAGAGAAGCUAGAGGAGCCAGGGUCGUCGAAAACGGGGUCGAAGUUGAAAAGAAAAAGACCGAUUACCCCAGCACUGAAAUUGACCGUGCCGGAAGGCGAGAGGGGUAAAAAAAGAAUCAAGAAGAAACCGGUAGAAGAAUCUAAACCGGGCAGACUAUCAGUUCCUGGUGGCCACGCGACUCCUUCCACAUCUAGGCAGCCCGACCCAGACCCAGACCCCUACCCCAUCCCCAUCCUACCGACUGCCACCCAUUGCCCAGUAAACAACAUCCCAAAUAUGAUUUGCCUUUGGUUUGGAACUAGAGAUGAGUUAGCGGCACACAUGGAGGGUGUACACUCUGAUAUUAUGGUAGAAGAAUCUAAACCGGGCAGACUAUCAGUUCCUGGUGGCCACGCGACUCCUUCCACAUCUAGGCAGCCCGACCCAGACCCAGACCCCUACCCCAUCCCCAUCCUACCGACUGCCAUCCAUUGCCCAGUAGACAAGAUCCCAAAUAUGUAUUGCCUUUGGUUUGGAACUAAAGAUGAGUUAGCGGAACACUUGAGGGGUGCACACUCGCAUCUUAUGGUAAGUCGUAGCUUCGGAUGCCGGGCUACUAGUACGACUAUGGCACUAAUACUCUACAAGGAUGAAGUGUUCCUCUAUUACAAGUUGAUUACAGAAGAUAGGAAUUGGCACAUUUUUUUACAGAAAGCUGGCAUCACGCAGCAGCAUUUUAAUUACAGUAUCACGCUUAGCACAGGUUUGCCAGUAAACGAUAGCAUCAGCACGUUUUCCGUGACUGAUAUUUCAGAUAAGUUCGAAUGUAUUUACAGAAAUGCUUUUAGUAGCACGCAUUUUGCUAUAGAACCUUACAUAUCAGGCAACGAAGUGAACAUGACGGUAAAAAUAGAAGCUCGCUCUUGGUAUUAAAACCUUGUGCCCCUCUAUCAGAACAUCGGACUAUCUACUGUAUGGCAAGCGGAAGUAGAACCUUAAGUAUUACAAAAAUUCAUUUUACUUCUAAGGCCUUUUUUAUUUUACGUAAAAAAUUACUGAUGUAACAGGCCCGAAUAUAAGAACUGUAUUGACGUCCAGAAAUAUUAACCAAUGACUCAAAUUGUUUUUUUGACAAUGCAAAUUAGUAUUUUUAAAUCAUCGUAAAGUGUGUUUUAACUGAGAAAUGACAAUUAAUUUUAAGUAAAUUAAGAAUCUGAAUUUGAUACGUAAACUUAUUUUACGUGUCUGUAGACUACUUCAGAAACAGCACUUCCAUAUAAAAUGUGUACAAUACUGACAACAGGUAAAGAAUCUUAAGUGCCAAAAAUUGAGUUUGAUUAUUUUGUGCAUUAGUGUGAACGCAGACCUGAAUGUUAAGCUCAGUGUCUUGAGUGAAGUUAAUCACACGAACCAGGACGAAAGCCUUAAAAAUGUUGUUAUAUUCUUAUUAGUAGUUUUUUUAAGAUGUCAUUAAAUGUGUUUUUAUUGAGAUAUGACAUUUAGUAUUAAGUAAUAAGAAACCCAGGAUAUGUUAAACGUAAUUCAAUGAAAAAUGUCACAUCUGUUAGUAAGACCUUAAAAUUUCCAUAUUCUGCAAAACUGCAAAAUGUGUUUCAACUGAAGAACUCGCAAUGUUAAUUCAAAUAAAGCGACGGUUUUGAUUA
Molecule: messenger RNA, 2148 nt
Organism: Zootermopsis nevadensis
Lineage: Eukaryota; Metazoa; Arthropoda; Insecta; Blattodea; Termopsidae
Source: RefSeq, a predicted model, not a curated record